This is a messenger RNA of Drosophila miranda, 921 nucleotides long. RefSeq names its product rho GTPase-activating protein 7-like. Gene Ontology annotation, molecular function: GTPase activator activity. NCBI's taxonomy places the organism in Eukaryota, Metazoa, Arthropoda, Insecta, Diptera, Drosophilidae. Bases 99 to 764 code for a protein of 221 amino acids. Gene Ontology annotation, biological process: actin cytoskeleton organization; regulation of Rho protein signal transduction. The record is from RefSeq and is a predicted model, not a curated record. The transcript is spliced from 4 exons.
GGGGUGGAAGAAAAAGACAGUCCAUCUUCCACUCGUCCAUUUCCACCGGAUCGGCCUCGGUCUCCGCCUCACCCCGCCGCAAGGGCAAGGGCACCGGCAUGCCAGACAUGAAGGAGCUGGCCGAGGCGAAGGCCUCGCACGAGUGCCUCUCCUUCAUGAUCGAGCACUACAAGCAGAUCUACACAGCCGGCAAGGAGAAGCUGGCCAAAUGCAACUUCAGCUACAUGGAGGAGUCAAAGCCGGUGCCCCUGGAGGCCCUCGGUGAGGGCAUGCAGUUCCACAACUGGCGGGGCUACCUCUACGAGUGCACCAGCGCCACCAUCAAGGAGGGUCGAGAGAAAACCCGUGGCUGGUUCAGCAUCAACUCCCCGAAUGACAGCAGUGUGGACAUCGCCUACAAGAAGGUGGGCGAUGGCCAUCCCCUGCGCCUGUGGCGUUGUUCCACGGAAAUCGAGGGACCACCGCGAGAGGUGCUCGAGUACGUGAUCAAGCAACGCGCCUCCUGGGACAUAAAUCUGCUGCAGUGCCAGUCAAGAAGUUGGACGAUCGCACGGAGAUCUAUCAAUACGCCCUCGAUGGGCAGCUAUCAACCGACUUUUGUGUCUUGCGUUCCUGGCAAACGGAUCUGCCACGUGGUGCCUGUGUCAUUGUGGAGACCUCCAUUGACAAUGCCAAGGCCAAGCCCUUGUAUGGAGCUGUGCGCGGCGUGGUCCUUGCCUCUCGCUAUCUCAUCGAGCCCUGUGGCAGUGGCAGAUCUAGAGUAAUGCAUUUGGCCAGAGUGGAUGUCAAAAGUAAAACACCUGAGUGGUACAACAAGAACUACGGACACAUUUGCUCCCACUACCUGUCCCGCAUACGCCUGGCGUUCAAGCAAGUGGCCGAUGGACCCGAGAGCAAGGUCUAGGCUAAAAUAUAUAUAUA